Molecule: messenger RNA, 1224 nt
Organism: Sarcophilus harrisii (Tasmanian devil)
Lineage: Eukaryota; Metazoa; Chordata; Mammalia; Dasyuromorphia; Dasyuridae
Gene: HAX1
Product: HCLS1 associated protein X-1
Exons: 7
Coding region: 173-1006 (277 amino acids)
Biological process (GO): negative regulation of apoptotic process; regulation of actin filament polymerization
Cellular component (GO): sarcoplasmic reticulum; mitochondrion; apical plasma membrane
Source: RefSeq, a predicted model, not a curated record
CUGCGCUUUUCCAUAGCGCGGUCGGGCUGCCCUCACGCUUUCCGGCAGUGUGGCUGAGUCAGCCUUCCUUGACCUACGGUCACUUUCCGGCAGUGUGGCGGGGCUCCGCCGUCUGGCGCCCGCAGGGGCUUGGGGUUUCCAGGACGUAGAAAACUGGAGUUCUGCUUGAGGAAUGAGCCUUUUCGACAUUUUCCGGGGCUUUUUCGGAUUCCCGGGGCCUCAGAGACCUAGGGAUCCCUUCUUUGGAGGGAUGACUCGAGAAGAGGAUGACGAAGAUGAAGACGAGGAAGGAAGAGGGGGGGCCCCCUGGGGCCCCAGGUUUGGAGGCCCCAGCUCCUCCGAGGACUUCACUUUUGGCUUUGGCUUUGGCUCGGAAGAUGAGAUGCGAUUCCACGAUAACUUUGGCUUUGACGAACUGAUUCGGGAUUUCAACCGUAUUUUCGGAGACCUAGGGGCCUGGACCCUGCCCUCCCGUCCCCCUGAGCUCCCAGGCCCAGAGCCAGAGCCCCCCACUGAGAGGCGGAGGGAGGGAGAGACCAUCCGGGAUUCCAUGCUCAAGUAUCCUGAUAGUCACCAGGCUAGGAUUUUCAAUCGGGGAUCGGACAGUGAUCAGGGGCAUUCGUCUCCCAAAGGAGUCCCAGACUGGGACUCCAAGAGGCCUCUGCGAGGGUUUGAUGACAUGUGGCCGGUGACCCCUGAUACUAGACCGAGAGAGGACAAGGAUCUUGAUUCCCAGGUCUCCCAGGAGGGCCUGGGUCAAGUCCUACAGCCCCAGCCUAAAUCUUACUUCAGAAGUGUGUCCGUGACCAAAAUAACUGGACCAGAUGGGACAGUAGAGGAGCGACGCACUGUCGUAGACAGUGAGGGCCGCAAAGAAACCACAGUAACCCGGCGAGAAGCAGAUAGCAGUUCUAGAGAUGAUUCAGGCACCCCACGGCCUCCAAAUUUGGGGGACAACUCUUCCUUCCUGGAUUCGUUCCUAGGACGAUGGUUCCGAUCUUGGUAGUCCCAAGUUGAUACCAUGGAGGACUCCAUCCCUCCCGUCCUUGCCCCAAUCAUUGCCAUCUGGUUCCUGACAUCACUAGUUGGCUCAGCUGCUCUUCCUGCCACAGUGAGGGUAUUCUGGGGGGGUGGGGGGGGCUGAUAGAUAAAGAAAAAGGUACCCUACACUUUUCUCCCCUGCCCUUGCUGCCUCCCAAAUAAAAUCUUUAUUUAUGCUAUUGC